AUGAGCUUCUCCAACAGCGAUUUGUGGGCGUCGCGGACUGCAUUGGUCUGCAUAGCGGUAGUCAGCGCAGUAUGGCAGCGCAAACUGUCUUCGAUUGUCCCUGAUCCGUAUUUAGAUGAAGUGUUUCAUGUUCGACAGGCACAAGUCUACUGCUCUGGUGCAUUUAGUCAGUGGGAUCCUAAAAUCACGACGCCCCCAGGAUUAUAUCUCGUUUCAUAUCUAGUCUACCUGGUUACGGGCCGUUGCGAUAUAGACAUCCUAAGACUUGUCAAUAUCACCGCAAUAUGUGGUAUAUUAUUGUCAUCCUUCAGGAUAUUGCGGCUUCUCCGUGAAGCAAGAGGGAAGGAAGCGAACCGAGUGGAUUUCCAAAGUGGGCGGAGAUUGCAGGGCUUUUUAUUUGAUGCUCACUCCGCGCUCAACAUUUCCCUUUUUCCUCCGUUGUUCUUCUUCUCUGCGUUAUACUACACAGACGUUGUGUCAACGCUAUGCGUCUUGGAGAGCUACAUAACGCUCCUACAAUCACGGCGACCCAGAGCAUCUGAGCUGGGAUCUACAGUCCAAACGAUACUACUAGGUAUCGUAGCACUCCUAUUUCGACAGACGAACAUCUUCUGGGUGGCUGUGUUUCCUGCUGGCUUGGCCGUGUUGGAAGUGCUCAAAAACGGAAGGGCAUCUGCUGAGAAUAACGCCACUACGAAACAGACUCCACUGGAGGCUCUGAAACAUAGCUGGACACAUUCCACACUAUAUGACUGCCCUGUGAAUCAGGCGGGAGUAGAAGAUUAUUUCAUCGUCAUUGUUUCUGCAGGCCUAGCAGCUGUAGGAAGAUUACCGUCUCUUAUGAAGGUUGCCGUACCCUAUUUCACCCUAUUAGUAGCUUUUGGUGGCUUCGUAGCCUGGAAUGGUGGUGUUGUUCUCGGUGACAAAUCAAACCAUGUUGCAACUUUGCAUUUCUCACAGAUGCUUUACAUCUGGCCAUACAUCUUCUUCUUCUCAUUCCCGCUUACCAUUCCGCUCUUCCUAACACCACUGAGCAACCGACUCUUCCAAGGGAAGAUCCAACCAUUCCUAGAGGCCCACCUAUCUAUCCCAACCACCUCCAAACCACCACGAAUCAUCAUCGCUAUCAUCUGCAUGAUACUAGCAACCCUCACCGUUCACUACAACACCAUCAUCCACCCCUUCACCCUAGCAGACAACCGCCAUUACGUCUUCUACGUGUUCCGGAUCCUCCGACACCACCCACAACUCAAAUACCUCGCCGUACCUGCAUACUACUGCUGCGGGUGGCUUGUGAUGCACACCCUCGGUAUCUCCCGCGACUCUCAAAUUCCAAAUCAAGCGGAGUCGUCGUCGAAAACGAGUCGCGGCAAGGAGCUGAAACGCGCCGCCGCACCCGCGGGAGAUCAUUCCUGCCCGGCCAGUUUUGUCCUCGUGUGGCUUGCGACAACGACGCUUUCGGUCGUUACGGCUCCUUUGGUCGAGCCGCGCUACUUUAUCAUUCCGUGGAUUAUGUGGCGGCUUCAUGUCCCCAGCACGGCCGCGGGGGGUGGUUCUUCAAGCACACCACGCGCCGAGAAAAUCGCGUCGAAGCCGCUCAGUGGUGUGACGGGGAAAGUUCCUGCGCUCUGGCAAGGGUAUGACCUGCGGUUGUGUCUGGAGACGGGAUGGCAUUUGGCUGUGAACACUGUUACGGCGUACAUUUUCCUGUAUCGGGGGUUCGUGUGGCCGCAGGAGCCGGGGAAGAUCCAACGGUUCAUGUGGUGAGGGGGUGGGUCUGAUUCUGAAGCGUUUCGUCCGUCGCAUCGACAAGCACAGUCUGGUUACCCCCUCGUGGAGGUCGUCGAUAUACUCGACGCGCGCGUAGAUAAAGGUACAAUGCCCAGCUCGCGAUUUAGAGUCUGCUGAGAGAAGCGCUGUAGAAUGUGUCUAAAUAGCUUGAAUGUGAUUCUAAUGUGUAUAGAGCUUGCUUGUAUAGAGCUUUCUGCUACGUC
Molecule: messenger RNA, 1994 nt
Organism: Mytilinidion resinicola
Lineage: Eukaryota; Fungi; Ascomycota; Dothideomycetes; Mytilinidiales; Mytilinidiaceae
Exons: 5
Coding region: 1-1767 (588 amino acids)
Biological process (GO): dolichol-linked oligosaccharide biosynthetic process; protein N-linked glycosylation
Cellular component (GO): endoplasmic reticulum
Molecular function (GO): dolichyl pyrophosphate Glc2Man9GlcNAc2 alpha-1,2-glucosyltransferase activity
Source: RefSeq, a predicted model, not a curated record